Molecule: messenger RNA, 2576 nt
Organism: Hydra vulgaris (swiftwater hydra)
Lineage: Eukaryota; Metazoa; Cnidaria; Hydrozoa; Anthoathecata; Hydridae
Product: calponin homology domain-containing protein DDB_G0272472
Source: RefSeq, a predicted model, not a curated record
CGACUCUGAUUGUUGAGUCUAUUCAUCACUCAGUUAAGUCAGUUCAUCACUCAUCGCUCAAUUUCUCGUAGCUACCUAACCUCUACGGAAGAUUUUUUUUUCUUAAACGCCCUCCUCAAUGGUGAAAAUAUUUAUUUUGACAACAAGAUGGCCGAUAUCAUGUUUCUUAUUUAAAUUUAAAUAAAAAUUACAAGUUUAAUUUAUAUACAUACAGUAUACCUUUGAGUUGUUAUUACUACACUUUUUUUUUUAACAUAAUUUUAAAAUGGACGAUGCAAUUGAAAUUUUUCAACUCGAUGAAAAAGAAACAGUUAUUGAUCUUAUAUACAGCAAUUUUCAGACAGAGGAACUUAAUGGUUUAACUAUUAAGCAACUUCAAGUACUUUAUAGUCGACUGAGAGAAGGGAAUUUAUCUUUAUCUCAGAUUGAAGCUUCUACUAACUAUGUGUGUGCUUUUCCUUCACUUUGUGAUAAAGAAGAACUUUUAGAUGUAUUAAAAGAAAUGGAUCGAAGGUAUUAUCUUGCUCGUGACUUACAAUGGGAGUUUGCUAUGCUUGAUCGUCAACGGAAAGGUGCAAUACCGAAGUCUGAUGUCUUGUUUCUUUUUAAGAUGGUUCAUGGGGAGUUUUUUUCUAUGCAUAAAUUUGAUCUAUUUAUAAAGAAUCGGCCAGUGCCAAAUUCAGAUAUAACCUUUGAAGAGAUUGAGGUUGAUUUAUGCAAUAUACCCACAAAUGAUUGGCUAGAGGAGUUUCUCAUUGCUGAUGAUAAGCAUCUGAAAGAUUCUGAUGCACUUCAAGUGGAUGCUAUGCUUAAACAAAAAGAAGAGGAAGAUCUGAAAAGACAAGAAGCAGAUGCAGAAUUGCAAUUUAAAAGACGUAUGGAACAGCUUGAAAAGAAAAAACUAGAGGAAGCGGAAGCUGAAAAAAUAAGGCAGGCAGAGGUAGAAAAACAAAGGGAACUUGAGGAGAAACUAAACAAAGAAAAAGAACUUGAAGAAGAAAACAUUCGAAUUGAACAGCUAAGGAAAAAGCAGGAGUUAGAACAGGAAAAAGCCAGAAAAGAAGAAGAACUCAGAAAGAAAUUGGAAGAACAAGCCAAAGAAAUAGAAAGGAAUGCUAUCUUGGCUGCAGAAGCUGAAGAACUUGCUAAAAAGGAAGCUCAUGAGGCAGAAAUACGAAUUAAAAAUGCUUCAACAGAAGAUGAUCUUAACCAUGCAAAGUUAGAAAAAGAGAAGGCAGCUAAAGAAAUUUUAGAAAACAAGGAAAAGCGUUUAAGAUUGUCAUUAAAUGCUGCUAUAAAGACGCGCAAACGAUAUAAGAUAGAUGCUACAGUUAUAGAAGCUAAGGAAGCACAAAUUCCAGCUUUAAAACCAGACAUUCAGAUAGCGGAAGAAACAUCAAACUCCAUAAAAUGUGGGGAGAAUCUUGAAGAUGCCAUGAUUAGACGGAAUUUAAACGACAUUGAAAAUUGUGUAAAAACAAUCCAGACUUCUGGCUUUGAAGAAGAUCACGUUGAACAAAUUAAAGCUGCAGAUGAAUUAGUAGAAAAGCUCAAAAAGCUUGAAAAGAUUAAAAAAGAUAUUUUAGCUUUAGAUCAGCGAACUAUAUCAGAGAUAAGAAGUUACAAAACACCAAUACCAGCUAUACAUGAAAUUAUGAUUGCUGUUUACAUUUUACUUGGUUAUAAAGAGCAAGAACUUCAAUCUUGGAAGUUCAUUCAAGGUCUUCUUGGUAGAACAGGAAAGGAAAGUCUAAAAAGAAUGGUUACUACUUUAGAAGCCUCCAAGGUAAACAUGGAUUUGGCUAAUUUGGCACAUAAGAAGUACAUCUCUAAGCAUGACCUUAUAUCAAUAACUGACAUCAGUGCUGGAGCUGGUACAUUUUUUGUUUGGACUUCAGCUAUGAUAGAAGAGGCUCGAAGUUGGAAUGAAGAUAGUGCUUUUCGUAAACGAGUUGAAGAUAAGAGAAAUGAAGAACUUGAAGAGGCUAAAAAAUUGCAAGAAGAAAAGGCAUUAAAAAAGUCAAACAAUAAGCCUGACAGUAAAGAUCCUGCAGCAAAACCUGUCAGCAAGUCACCUGCUAAAAAAUUAUCUCCAGAUUCAAAAAAUAUGUUGAGUCCAAAAAGCCCAACAGCUAAAGGACGUUCUACUCCAAGUCAGCACAAAAAAUGAAGAAAAAAAUACAAGUUUAUUUAUUUUAAAUAUCAAAUAAGCGAAUGCAACACUUUGGUGGGACGACUUUUAUGUUCGAAUCUAACUAAUUUUAAAUUCUCCAGUGCAAUGAACCGAUUAAGUAUAUCGAGCAACCCGACAUCUUACUCUCUGCAUAAGUUGUGAGUAAUUGAUAUUAAAUUGUUUUGAACUAUCGAUAUACGUGCUCAUCACAAUUGAUAAUUGAACUUUUUUUUUUAAUGAAUCAAACUCGAAGCAACACUAAACUGGGUUUUAAUAAAAGCCUUAUAUAUCAUUUUUAUAAAAAGUUCUUUUUGUUGGUGUUUAUUUGUAGAUAAUUACAGAUUUAUUAAAUUAUUUGUACAUAAUGAAAUAAAGAUUUAUAAUAAGUCUAAUAAAACAUUGA